CGCGCGGAUGGCGGCCGUGCAGCAGGCCUGCCUCCCUGUCGCCCUGGCGGUGCCUCCGCCUCUCGACCGCAGCACCGGCCUCUCCGCCAACUUUGGCCAGGUCGCGCUGGGCGCCCCCCCCCCCGCCGUUUGGGAGCGGCGCCGCCGCCGCCGCUGCACUCGAGGCUGCGCCGUACGGGGCCGGCAGGCUCGUCAGGCCGCCCGCCGUGCUGCCGCCCCCCCUCCUGCCAGACGGCGACCCGUUUGGAGAAUUCCAGGGCUACCUGGCGGCGGCGGGCGGCGGCGGAGGCGUCCCGGGCGCGCCGCUGUAUGAGCCUUGCUCUGCGGCGGUGCAGAGCCCGACGUCGGCCGACUUUCUGCGCGUGACAGAGUCGGACUUCCUCGCCGACGUGCUGCUGUGAGGCCCGCCGCGCUCCGCCUCCGCCACUCGCGACUCCGACCUUCCUCCUCUGCCGCACCCUCGCCGCCACCCG
Messenger RNA from Emiliania huxleyi CCMP1516, 473 nucleotides. RefSeq lists its product as hypothetical. NCBI's taxonomy places the organism in Eukaryota, Haptophyta, Isochrysidales, Noelaerhabdaceae. The annotation marks the transcript as partial. The record is from RefSeq and is a predicted model, not a curated record. The transcript is spliced from 3 exons.